Messenger RNA from Cooperia oncophora, 684 nucleotides. The record is from the annotation of a GenBank genome assembly. NCBI's taxonomy places the organism in Eukaryota, Metazoa, Nematoda, Chromadorea, Rhabditida, Trichostrongylidae.
AUGAUUCCAACACUGCUGUCGGGACCUGCACCAAGCGGUACCAAAAGAACGCCGAAUGGAAAAGUGGAUCCGUGCACGUUGGACAAGGAACCCGGCGUCGGUUCGGUCCAGCUAGUUCGUUUCUAUUUCAACAGACAGCUCAAACUUUGCGAAGAGUUCGUCUACUUCGGUGCCGGUGGCAAUCGCAACAACUUCCUCACCGUGGAAGAAUGCCAAGCGCAGUGUCCAGAAUCGCCAAAUCCUUGUGCAGUAACCGUGAGCAUACCGGGAGGACAGUGUACUCCCGGUGUGACCUCCUGUGGAGGUGGCAGCUUCUGCCACGUUGGCGCCACAGCACAAACCACCACCUGCUGCCCAAAACCAGCUCCUAUUGAUCGAUGUCAACAGCCUUUGAAUGUCGGCAUUGGAAAUGCUAAUUUGCAACGAUGGUACUUCAAUCCACUCACUCAGCAAUGUCAACAAUGCGUCUAUCGUGGUCUACAGGGCAAUGAGAACAACUUCCUGACCAAGCAGGAAUGCGAAAACUCAUGUCUCGUGAACGCGUGCAAAAUCGGAUCACCAUACCGUUCACAGGGAGUGAUCGUUCAGUGCUCUGCCACAAACCCUACCGUAUGUCCGGCUGGCCAUUACUGCCAUGUCGGAGCAGACACAACAACUUCUGUUUGCUGUCAAGCCAUUGGUUAG